Messenger RNA from Lathyrus oleraceus (garden pea), 1652 nucleotides. RefSeq lists its product as uncharacterized. The transcript is spliced from 7 exons. Lineage: Eukaryota; Viridiplantae; Streptophyta; Magnoliopsida; Fabales; Fabaceae. Bases 345 to 1634 code for a protein of 429 amino acids. The record is from RefSeq and is a predicted model, not a curated record.
UUUUACAAUUUUCUGCCAUAAGAAGAGGACAUUGCAAAUAAAGUUUGCUUAUGGAAAGACAUCCAAAAUCUAUUCUUGGUAACAUCUUAGCUAGAGAAAUACACACUUAAUUACGAUGGACAAUUACUAUAAAUUGCUUCGUACACAAAUUUUAGUUCCUCGAAAAGAAUUUAAACUCUAGUAGCUAUUUUCACUCUCUCAAUCUUAACUCCUAAGAUCAAGAACAAAUGUGAAAAGAAUUUAAACUCUAGUAGCUAUUUUGAAUAUUUAUUUUCCCAGAACUAGUCUCCCAUUUCAACUUUCUCCACCCCAUUUCCGAACACCACCUUUUAUGCUAGAUGUAAAUGGCUUCACCAUUUGGAUGGUACGGUCCUCUCAUAGAUCUCUGCAAUGCCUCUCAUCACAUAGGCGAAUUCGUUCAACUUCUCGUCUUCGUUCACCGUUGCUUCCCCGUUCAGUACAAAUCGUCCAAAUCUGGAAAAGACCUAACGCGAAUCGACAUUCAAGUCGGCGAUGAUACGAUGCCGUAUUUUGGAGUUUCUCUUUGGCAGAAUCAAAUGGGGUCAAUGGUUUCGGCUGGAGAUGUCGUUUUGUUACAGAAUUUCAUGAUUACUAAAUAUGGGGGUGUGGUUGAAGCCAAAACUGUUCAGUGGUCUUCUCUGUUUUGCUUGGUUCAUCCUUUCCACUCACUUAUUUCAAAGGAUGUUGAAGAGAUGGUAGCAGGUUGUCGAAUUGGGACAGCAACGAAGGAGAAGUUAAGUAGGGUAAUAAAGUGGGUGCGGCAGUCUCGGACCACUAUCUGCAACAUCAAGUUGCAGUCUACUCAAAAAAUAGAGUACCUGCCUAGAAACUGGACAGUUCUUGAAGAGAGAGUGCCUAAGGACUGCUAUUCACUUAUUGAAGUCUCUCAACUAACAACAUCGUGCAAGACUAUUGUCCUAGCAUCGAUUUGUGAAAUUGUUCCAUUACGUAAUGUCAAGACUUCAGUUGAUACUGUGAAAGAGAAGAUUUUCCUUAGUAAGAGAGUUUGCAAAGCUAAGGAUAAUAACUUGGUGGAAGAUCUCUUAUGCACUGGCUGCCAGCUAUGCGGUUCACCCUUAGGUUCAGAAUCUGUGCAAAAUGCAUUUCCACUAGUUUGUUCGAAAAGUUCAAGCCGACUUCAUGCAGUAUGCUCGAUAUAUAGGCCUUUCAUGUUAUAUGUGUGGGAUGAAUCAUACUUCAUGCCAGUUCUCGUCAAGAACAAGGCUGCAGAAAUCUUAUUUGGAAACAUUAAGGCUGAAAAUGUCUAUUCGAGUUAUAGAGAGCAAAAGCUUAAUCAAAAUCCGGGUACAAAAAAUAUUUCCAAGGAGAAAGAGGCCGAUGAAAUACUUUCUAAUAACCCGAGACUUUCUCGGGAAGGACUUCCCAGUGCCAGUUCAUUAGAGAAGUGUAAGAGCUUACAAUUGGAGGAAAAACAUCUUAGUACAAAACCAUUUAACUUUUAUCAUGUCUGGUUAAUUUUUCUAAAAUUAUUGCUGAAACAAGGAAAGAACAGUCCUCUAAAAUUUGAGAUCCUUGUUGAUCCCUACAUAGAUGUUGAAAAUGGAAAAUUUGAAAUGGUUUCUGCAACAUUGCCCUGUUUUGGCACUAAUUGACUACAUUUAUAUUUCCCA